This is a messenger RNA of Aspergillus aculeatus ATCC 16872, 3024 nucleotides long. RefSeq lists its product as uncharacterized. NCBI's taxonomy places the organism in Eukaryota, Fungi, Ascomycota, Eurotiomycetes, Eurotiales, Aspergillaceae. The record is from RefSeq and is a predicted model, not a curated record. The coding region runs from base 1 to 3024 and encodes 1007 amino acids. The transcript is spliced from 3 exons.
AUGGGUUCAGAAGCUUCUCCAGGCCGACUCCUACACCAGGUGGUGGACGAGUUGGCAGAAACUCAACCAGAUCAGCUGUACUGCAUCCAUCCAGUCUCUAUGAACUCAGCCGAAAAUUGGCGAAGCAUCACCUACCAGGAUCUAGCCCAUGCGGUCAAUCGCAUUGCGUUCUGGAUUGACCAGCAGCUGGGCGAUCGGGCCAAGCAGAAGCGGCAUCAACUGCGACAGAUGCUGGACAAGGUCACAAGGAAUCGCUCAGAGGGGUUCCAGAAAUGGCGUAUGCUGUCACUCUGGGAAGUCUUCCAAGAUGCGCCAAGUGACAACUACCCCUACAAGUACGAGCACGAUUUCGCCGCCGCCGAGGAUAUAUCCCCAGUUAUCCUGCAUAGCUCUGGAACAACGGGGAUGCCCAAGCCUAUCAAUAUAACACAUGGUUAUUUCGCCAUCCUCGAGAAUCUCCGGACCAUCCCUGUGCCAGAGGGACGACAGCUCGCCCAAGCUCAUGUGCGAGCGAACGGAAGAUUACGGUUUCACUAUGGUCCUUUGUUUCAUUUCGUCGGCCUGGUCUGCAUCACCGAGUGUAUCUAUUUCAAGACACCAUUCGUCCUUGCGCCCGACCGUCCGCUAGACCCUGAUCUAUUUGCGCAGAUCAUGUCUGCUCAUCAUCCCAAAUGGACGUUGAUAGCUGCACCUGUCAUUGAGGACCUUGGGAAACAGGAGAGCGGCCGGAAAGCGUUUUCGCAAUUCGAGGACGUGACUUUUGGUGGAGCGCCCAUGUCACAAUCCGCUGGGGACCAGUUGUCAUCGCUGGCACGUCUACAGACUGUGCUGGGGAGCACCGAGACGGGAUGGACGCCCGUUUUGCUCUGCGAAGAUCCGGCCGAUUGGUGUUAUCUAGAAUGGGUUCCGGCGUUCGGGGUGCGAAUGGACGAAGUCGAGAAAGGGGUCUUUGAAUUAGUGAUUCCCAGGCCCGAGUCACGCAAGUAUCACGCAAUCUUCUAUUCCUACCCAGAUCUAUCUGAGUAUCGCACGGGCGACCUUUUCACUCCACAUCCAACGAAAUCUGGUCUUUGGCGUUUCAGCGGCAGAGGCGACGACAUCAAUGUCAUGAGCAACGGGGAGAAGUUCAAUCCUAUCGAAGCUGAAAAGAUCCUCGAGAGACACCAACUGAUCAGCCGCGCGGCCAUCUUUGGCCAGGACCGCCAUCAAGCCGCAUUGCUUCUGGAACCCGAGUGGGAUAACCUUCCCGAGGACUGGACCGAGGGAUGGCUUCGACAGCAGCUUGGGUCACUUUUGGAUGAGGCUAAUGAAGCACUCCCGGCUUAUGCACGUAUUUUCGACACUCACAUAGCUCUUACGUCUCGCGAUAAACCGUUCGCCCGAUCCCCAAAGGGAUCCUUGCGCCGACGCGAGAUUGCCAACGAUUACAAGUCCGUCCUGGACUCCUUGUAUGAGUCUGGAGACUCUAAAGAUUCUAACGUGCACGAUGCCAAGGUUGGAGCAUAUCCUGAGGGCUCGGGUGGAGACGCACUCGAGCAAUGGCUCUUACGAGUAUUCUCCCAGCGACUCCGGUUGAAGGAUGUUGGCGAGAAUGAUGAUCUAGUUGAUAGCGGGAUCGACUCACUGCAGGUAACCGAGUUGUCGAGAAUGUUGCAGCAUGCAUCAAAGAAAUUGCACCCCUCUGGAAAAGCUAUGGCUUGGUCAAGCAAUGAGAUUUACCAAGCAGGCUCCAUCCAAGGUCUUGCCGACAGACUUAGUCGACAUGUUGGUGGUGAUGUUGGUGGUGAUGAGUCAAGCAAAAAGAGCUCAGAUGCCCAGUGGACGCGAACCGAUCGGCUUGUCCAUUCUAUCUGGGAUCACUCUCGGCAUCUUGGCCACGGCGGUACCACGGUAGUGCUAACGGGCUCGACGGGUGAUCUCGGUAGUCGCCUGCUCCAUCAAUUAUUGCAAAUCCCGUCGGUUGCAGAGAUAUAUUGCCUCAACCGUAGCGCCGAUGCAGCUGACCGCCAGGUGAAUAAAUUCCAGGAAAGGGGCUUGUCAGGUGGAUGGAUCACAAAAACCUCACGGGUUCACUUCUGGCAGGUCAGCCUAGGCGAUGACAUGCUGGGGCUAGCACCUGCUCAGUAUCGUCAGCUGCGGGACACAGCGGAUGUCUAUAUUCACAACGCCUGGCCAGUUGAUUUCCAUAAACCUUUAAAGGCCUUUGAAGACCCUAUGCUUAAGGGGCUGCGACGCCUCCUGAACCUGGUUGAGGAGUCCCCUCGUCAGGCUCACUUGCACUACAUGUCAUCUGUUUCGACGGUCGGGGCAUGGCAAGCAUCACAUGGAUCAACAAUUCCUGAAACACUGCAUGAGACCCCCGUGGUGCAAGAACUGGGAUAUGCUGAGUCGAAGUUCGUGGCCGAGUCCCUUUGCGCAAUCGCAGCCCAGCGCAGCAACCUUUCUAUCAGCAUUCACCGCAUCGGUCAGUUGGGCGGUCCCUCAUCUCCCAGAGGAGGGAUGUGGAACCCGCGGGACUGGUUUCCGUCGAUGGUCCGCUCGUCAAUCACCAUGGGCGAGGUUCCGGAUGCUUUGGGAGCAAUGAAGGUUAAUUGGAUCCCGAUAGACCUAGCUGCUCAAGCUAUUGUGCAGAUAGUUCAACGCCGUCACGAGGAGCAGAAUCUCACCAGACUCAAGGUAUACCACAUUGUCAACCCGGAACCAAAAGAUUGGGACUUGUUUGCUCCCCUGGUGGCUAGAGCGUGCAAAGCCCGGGUGGUUUCACUUGAAGAAUGGGUCAAUGAUUUGCAACAAAUCUCAGAUGAUGCAAGUCGCGAACGUCUCGAAAGUCUGCCGGCCGUUCCAUUGCUGGAGUUCUUCAAGAGUCUACUUGAUCAACAAGGUGCCACUGCCGCGCCUCUCGAAACGACAAACGCGAUUGCCCAUAGUCAAGUCAUGGGCACGAUUGAGCCUGUCGAUUUCGAGCUGUUCAAGACGUGGUUGCAACAGUGGAAAGAACAUUGGCUUCCGGAUCUUGAUGUUUGA